UCGCCAGUCUUUUUCCAACUGUCGUCGUGUUUGGUUCGCGGAUCUUUAAUUGAGGUGAUUGUUCUUUGUGCACACGCUAGGCCAGUUUAGAGGAUUAUAUCCGUCCUGUUGAGGUACAACAGCAUUCCGUGUCCUUUCGGGAAACAAAAAAAGAACGGUUCACUGUUUCGAUUCUAGAAGCCGGUUUUGCCUUUAAAAAAUCAAAUCGUGGAGGUGGUGUCCGGAUUUAUCUGGAAGUGAACGCAAAAGUGCACCAACACAAAAAUAAUCGGCAGAAUAUUUUCCAAGUACAAGAGAGAGGCACUAAAUCCGCUCAGCAGACAGCGCAAGAAUCUGCUGCCACUGCUGCAGUCCGUUUUUGUUCCGUCCGCGGCGAGAAGGUUCUCCGGUGCUCUUUUGUGUGUUGGUUCGCGAAGUAGGCGCUGAAUAAUAACGCGAAUAAUAAAGUCGCCGGAUCGGGAAGAAGAAGAUUUUGCCCCGCGCAGCAACGCAACAACAACAACAACAAAAAGUGUGUUGAUAUCAAAACGUACGUCAGGAGAGAAGCUCGACGUCGCCAGUUAUCUGGAAAUUUUUAUAAGUGCCCGAUUGUUGCCGGUGAUUGUGAUUUUCUUAUUUCGUGGGAGUGGUAACUGAAUACCGAACCGAGGAAUAAUGUCCGACGAGAACCAGGAAAAUGGAACCCGCAACGGCGACGUGCCCGAAAUCGAAUUGAUUAUCAAGGCUUCGACGAUAGACGGCAGACGGAAGGGUGCAUGUCUGUUUUGUCAGGAAUACUUCAUGGACCUGUAUCUGCUGGCAGAAUUGAAAACAAUCAGUUUGAAGGUCACAACAGUGGACAUGCAGAAACCUCCGCCCGACUUUCGUACCAACUUCGAAGCGACACACCCGCCGAUCCUGAUCGACAACGGACUGGCCAUCCUGGAGAAUGACAAAAUCGAGCGACACAUCAUGAAGUCCGUCCCCGGUGGAUACAAUCUGUUUGUGCAGGACAAAGAAGUGGCCACUCUGAUCGAGAAUCUGUACUCCAAGCUGAAGCUGAUGCUGGUCAAAAAGGACGAGAACAAGAACAACGCCCUGCUGGCGCACCUACGGAAAAUCAACGAUCACCUGGCGGCGAGGGGUACCCGCUUCCUAACCGGUGACACCAUGUGCUGCUUCGACUGCGAACUGAUGCCCCGACUGCAGCACAUCCGCGUCGCCGGAAAGUACUUUGUCGACUUUGAAAUACCAAAACACUUAACGGCCCUGUGGCGAUAUAUGUACCACAUGUAUCAGUUGGAUGCCUUCACGCAGUCGUGUCCCGCCGAUCAGGACAUCAUCAAUCACUACAAACUGCAGCAGGCAAAAGGCGACAUUAAGAUGCUGAAAAUGAAGAAACACGAGGAACUGGAAACGCCAACCUUUACCACGUCGAUCCCGAUCGACUUAAAUGACCAUUAGAGAGAGAUACUGAGUAAGAGAAAACAAAUUCUAGAAAGGGAAUUUGGCAACCAUUUACAUAAAGCAAACAGUACAGUAGACCGGGUAAAAGCCGGAGCUAAAGAACAAUUCGCAAUAACAUACAAACCCAUACACAAUUUUGAUAACGAUUUACAUGAAAAUUACGUUUUUCAGAUUACAAGUGAAACACACAAUCUUAACGUACGAAAAAAAAAAAACAAUGUCAUUAAAUAAAGAAUUAAUCGAUAGGUGUUGACAGCAGUGCUGCCAACCGAACUCGCCUACGCCUUUGCAUGUACUAGUAAUUAUUAUUACACGACGAUCCUAUCAAAUACCUUCAAAAUCAAAAUAACGCAUCAUCUUUCUUCAAUAUGCUAUAUAUUAUAAUUGGUUCUAGAAAUUUGUUUCGUUUCGCGACGGCCAUCAUCAUUAUCGCCAGUUGAAGUCCUCCGUAAAAAAGAUAGUUAGGCGAACACUUUUGUGUUUGAGGAAGUGAUACACACUGAUCGAAAAAGGUUACGGUAAAACUGAGUGAAUUAAUACUGUGGAAAGAAAACAACAAAUGUAAAUUUUAGUUCUAAGUAGAGCUUAACACACUGUGAAAAAAGAUGUAUUCGUUGAUUAUUGUAUCGUUUUGUAGUUUUCCUUUUUUGUUUUGCUAAACGGAAUAAGAAGCCUUCGGUAGUGUUAUGGUUGAUUUAUCGAGAGAAAAGACACGAGCAACUUCAGCAUUGUGCGAUACAAACAAACAUAUAUAAAGUUAGGAUCGUUAAAUAAAAGAACUGCAAGAUGUUGAUCAAUGUUUUAUACUUGUUUUAAAUCGCUUUCGAUGUAGUAGACAUAGCAGUAGUAAAGACAGCAAAGUAGUGUAAAAAACUUUUUAUCGAUGGAUGCCUUAUUAUGUUCUAAAGUUGUUCUUAAAAUUGGUACAAAUUUUAGUAUUGUUUCGCUUUUUCACAUCAUAUCGGCAGUACUGUUUCUUCUGAAUUUCUUAUUUUCAAUCCUGAAAAUUCGUACAGUUAUCAACGAAUCAUACACAAAAAUUCAUUUUUAAAAAAUAGUUGCUAAGGAGAAUUCAAUCAAAAUGGACAACCCAUGCAAUCGUGCUGUAAAUAUAGGCGGUGAAUGAAAACAAGAGCCAAUUAUCUAUGCUGAUAGAUGAUUUUUUUAUAACAAAAUGUCAAGGGACGCUGAUUGAUUUCUGGUUUUCCUAAUUUUUGAAAAAGGAAUCGAAACAGUCUCCGAGUGAUACGAUUUAAUUGCGCGCGUGCGAGUAUAAACAACCGAAAGAGAAGUUAUAACUUUUUUGUUGUAAAUUAUUUACUACAACUUGUUUUAUAUUUGCCAAGAAUGCGAAAGCAGCAGCAGUAGAAAGUAGGGGAAACAGUAAUGUAAUAAAAGGUCUUAAUAAUUUUCGACAAGAAUGCGCGAA
Molecule: messenger RNA, 2875 nt
Organism: Armigeres subalbatus
Lineage: Eukaryota; Metazoa; Arthropoda; Insecta; Diptera; Culicidae
Gene: Clic
Product: chloride intracellular channel Clic
Exons: 7
Coding region: 655-1443 (262 amino acids)
Biological process (GO): chloride transport
Cellular component (GO): apical plasma membrane; cytoplasm
Molecular function (GO): chloride channel activity
Source: RefSeq, a predicted model, not a curated record